Messenger RNA from Monodelphis domestica (gray short-tailed opossum), 3416 nucleotides. RefSeq names its product transmembrane p24 trafficking protein 7 (gene TMED7). The record is from RefSeq and is a predicted model, not a curated record. Lineage: Eukaryota; Metazoa; Chordata; Mammalia; Didelphimorphia; Didelphidae.
CUGAGAAGCGCGUGCACUCAGCAACUCCUUUCCUCUUCCCCGCCCCCUGCAGCUCCGCCUAGCUCGCCCGCGUUCCACGUAGGCACUCGACCGGCUCGCCCAAGGCGGGCUAGCAGAGCCCGUCGCCGUCGUCUUUUGGCCGUCCCCCGCCUGGGACAUGCCUCGGCCGGGGUCGGCCUGGGCGGCUGCCCUCCUACUAUUGGCGCUGUCGCUGGGACCGGGCAGCUGCUCGGAAAUCACCUUCGAGCUGCCCGACAACGCAAAGCAGUGCUUCUACGAGGACAUCACCCAAGGCACCAAGUGCACCCUCGAGUUCCAGGUGAUUACUGGUGGUCAUUAUGAUGUAGAUUGUCGGUUGGAAGAUCCUGAUGGUGUUGUGUUGUACAAAGAAAUGAAAAAGCAGUAUGAUAGUUUUACCUUCACUGCGAUCAGAAAUGGAACGUACAAAUUUUGUUUCAGUAAUGAGUUCUCUACUUUUACACACAAAACUGUGUACUUUGACUUCCAAGUUGGAGAAGAUCCACCUUUAUUUCCAAGUGAGAACAGAGUCAGUGCUCUUACCCAGAUGGAAUCAGCUUGUGUUUCAAUUCAUGAAGCUUUGAAAUCUGUCAUCGACUACCAAACUCACUUCCGAUUAAGAGAAGCUCAAGGGCGCAGCCGCGCCGAAGAUCUAAACACAAGAGUGGCCUAUUGGUCAGUUGGAGAAGCCAUCAUUCUUCUUGUAGUUAGCAUAGGGCAGGUAUUUCUUCUGAAAAGCUUUUUCUCAGAUAAAAGAACCACUACAACCCGUGUUGGAUCAUAACUAGUGUUUUGAAAAUUGAUACUACAUAUCCACCAUACAGCUGUAAUGUUGCUGUUUUCCAAUUAAUAGUAGAUACUGAAGAACUUAAUAUUGGCACUGUACCCUUAAAUUUGUUUCAGGGAAAAUGCAGCAUAAUGUUCCUAAACCAUGGGAAAAGACACCUUUUUAUUUGAAAAAGUUGAAAAACGUAAGAACUUGUUUGGGGCUUUUCAUGUUAAGUAUUCAACACAGAUGUUCUGCCCUUUCCAAGGUUGUUUAUAUCCAUUCCCUCUUAUCACUCUAAACUUUAUGUUGAUUCUUUUUAAUCAGUAAGACUACUUAUGUCAUAGGGAGCUGAUGUUUUAAAACCUUAGUUGCAUUAAAGAUGUUAUAUUGUGGAGGAAGAAAAACAGCCCUUUUAAUAGUCUAGGCAUGAUUUUUCAUUUUUUAAACCAAUGUGAUAAGUUAUAGGCUAAGCCCUGUACUGCACUUUUGAUUUAUUAUGAAAAAAUCUACCAUAGUUGCAUAAUAAUUUUGAUUCAAUUUUGAGUUGAUAUAUCAUGGUACAAAUUGAUAUUCUUCAAUUGCCUAUAAAGGAGCAGGUAUAUUCAUUCUGUGGUUUAUAAAACUGAAAAUAGUGAGUUUUCAGUAAUUGUAAUUGAAACCUUAGCGAUUUUAAUUGAAGACACAGAGAUUAGAGCUAUAGUUAGAAUUUUUGAUAAUUUUACCACAGACUACACGAUUUCUAUAUUAUAUUCUUUUACCUUUUAACUAAACAUAAAAACCUGCUUUGCUUUAUAAUGACUGGCUUUCUCUAUCUGGCUACCUUGAUUUUUAAGUGUAUAAAAUUAUUGUAAUUCUUUGAGCUAUUUAAAAUCUAAUUUGACAUUUUCAUUGUUAACAUUGCACAUUGCUAUACAUUUAGUAUUAAACAAUUAUACCUUCUCCCCCUUAGAACUGGAACCACAAUUGAUUAUAUUUGGUUUUUGGUUAUGAAAUCACUACAGAAAAGAAUCGAAGUCUUUUAGGUUUCCUUUUUUUCAUCCCAGUAAGUGGUUUACAUUGAUUUCAUACCUUUCAUACAUAUUUACUGGGCUACUAAGAGCAUUUUCCUUUGAAACAAGAAAAUAUCCUUAUCUUGUAUAAAUCAAACUCUCCAUAAGAAUAGUACCUCUGUCCUAGAACGGGAUAAUUUUACCAUGUCUGUAAUGCUAAGCCAAAAACUCUACAAAUAGUUCAAACGUUUUCUGAUGUUAAACAAAAGAAAAAAACUAUUGGUUCCCCCUAUGGUUUUGUAGGAGAACGAGUGCUGUACAAAAAUGUGAUUACUCAAUAUCUAUGGCAUCUGAUACUAAAGAGUACUAAAUGGACAGCAUUUCUGGUCAGUUGCCAGUUCUUUAUUCUGAGAGCUUUUUUUUCUUAAUACACAUUUUCGGCAAGUUUUUUGGAUGGGUUGGAUUUUUUUUUCCCCAAAAGGGGAAAAAAUUGCUAUAGUGGUUAACUUUAAGUACCUACAACAUUGCAAAAGCAUAUGCUAGAAUUGCAUGAUUUAAUAAGAUUUUUCAAGGAAAAACAAAGCGUUGCAUUUAAUAAGACCUGGACCAAGAUCUAAAGUUGUAGAUUUGUUCAUGAGAACUGUGGUGCAGAUAUUUAGACUUUAUUUGAAUUUUAUUUCAAUUUAGUGAAUAUCCUAUGCAUAAUAUUAAAUUGAUUUAUAAAAAGCAUAGGUGUACUUUAGGAUGGCCUUUUCAUAUUGCUUUUCUGCUCUGUUAUGUCUUUGAGACCUUUUAUUAGGCAAGAUGUAUAUGGAGCAGUAAGGUACCAGAAUAUUUCAAGUUUAUUACAAGAAUGGAAUCAUAUAAUCUGUGCCUCUAAAAAAAUUCAUUGUUUAAAAUACUGAUUAUACCGGAUUUUUUAAACCAGCAUUUUUCCUUUUAUUUAUUUUGGAGAACAAUAAAAUUUGAAAUAGUAGUAAACCAAAAUUUGGUCCAAAAAUAUUUAAACUAAUAUAAGUUAAUUUUUGAUGUUUGUCUACUCUCCUGACUUGUGUGUAUGUGUGUGUAUAUAUAUUAGAAAAUAUACAUCUCUUGAUAAAUAGACACAUGCUAAUCAAUCAAACGGUUUCUUCUUCCUCCUAUUAAAAAUGCUUGGUCUAUUGAGUCAUAAAGAAAAAUUUGAAGCCAGUUCUUUCAUCUUUUCAACUUAUUCUAAUAGUUUGAAAAUUCCCAGAUGUUUGCUUAGACACAUGGCACAGGAUGCAUAUUUAAACAUUCAUAGUUGUAUAUAUUUUUUUAAGUAGUUAAAGGAAGGGGAUUUAAUAUACAAGUUUAUAUGAUGAAACAUCAACUUGUGAAGUAAACAUCUUAAAAUAUUGCUUUGCUGAAAAAAUCCGAACAUUUUUCUGUUAAGAGGGAGUGGUAGUGGUCUGAGGUUCAAAACUGUCACCCAAAGCUUGAUAAUAUUAAAACUUUGAAUACAAUGAACUGAAAAACAAUUUUUUAAAAAUUUGUUUAUUUAAAUCCUUGUGUAUUGUCGGUUCUUAUUUUAGUUUGUAAAUGUUUAACAUUUAUAGUUUGAAUGAGACAAUGCAGAUUUAAAUAUGUUUUGGGAAAAUUAAAGCAAAUUAAUAUAUGAA